AUGGCCGCUUACAAUCCAGAGAACACAGAUUUGGUGGCACACAGAGCCUCUGGAGAGACCUCCAUUGGGAUCCUCACUAUGAGGAUUGCUGUGCCUCAGAACGGCCGAACUCCCUACACCCCAGAGUGGAGGAGUGGGGAAACCGUCAGCGUGGAGCUGGAUGUGUGCAGCACCUUCAUGGGCCUGAAGGACCACCUGGAUGAUGGAAUAGGCCACAUCCUGGACCUGGGGCUAGAUUUGGACUACCUCCAUGUGGAGAGCACCGACCGGCAGCCUGACGUGAUCACUCCCUGGCCCCCGGCCAAGGACAAGUCGCCCACCCCGGACCCAGCGCCCACCCCGGACCCAGCGCCCGCCGACCCCCCCUCACAGGAGCCCAACCCCCCGGACGCGCUCAGGGAGUACCGCACUAAAAUGGAGUUCGCCCUGAAGCUGGGCUACGCCGAGGAGCUGGUGCGGCUCGUGCUCAGCAAACUGGGGCCCGACGCGCUCAUCAACGACGUGCUGGGAGAGCUGGUCAAACUGGGAAACAAGGCGGAGGGGGAGCAGAGCGGGGCGUCUGCGGCCGCGCAGUCCUCCUCCUGCUGCUCCUCCUCCCUGGCCUCCUCCUCCUCCGUGUUCCUGGCUGAUUCCGACUCCCACCGAGCCAACACCCCUCCGCUUAUGGAUCUGCUGGACGACGAGGGCAACCUGAGGCCUGUAGUCCUGGACGGCAGCAACGUGGCCAUGAGCCACGGGAACAAGGAGGUGUUCUCCUGCCAGGGCAUCCUGCUGGCUGUGGACUGGUUUCUGGAGCGGGGCCACAAAGACGUGACCGUGUUUGUGCCGGCCUGGAGGAAGGAGCAGUCCCGCCCCGAUGCGCUCAUCACAGACCAAGAGAUUCUGAGGAGGCUGGAGAAGGAGAAGAUUCUGGUGUUCACCCCAUCGCGGCGUGUCCAGGGCCGCAGAGUGGUCUGCUAUGACGACCGCUUCAUCGUCAAGCUGGCCUACGAGUCCGACGGCAUAAUCGUAUCCAACGACAACUACAGAGACCUGGCCAAUGAGAAGCCGGAGUGGAAGAAGUUCAUCGACGAGCGGCUGCUCAUGUACUCCUUUGUCAAUGAUAAGUUCAUGCCUCCGGACGACCCCCUGGGACGCCAUGGGCCCAGUCUGGAGAACUUCCUGAGGAAAAGGCCCAUCAUCCCAGAGCACAAAAAGCAGCCCUGCCCUUAUGGAAAGAAGUGCACUUACGGGCACAAGUGUAAGUUCUACCACCCGGAGAGGGGGCCCCAGCCUCAGCGGUCCGUGGCCGAUGAGCUACGGGCCAGUGCCAAAAACUCCACUGCCAAGAUCCUGGGGAACCCAGGGCUGGUGAAGAGCCACAGUCUUCCCUCCAGUGUCCGACCUGAUGUGGGCCUGGACUCCAAACGCGGUGCCUCCAAGAGGCAGUCUGACCCCAGCAUCCGCACCAUCUUCUACAGUGACCCGGAGGACAGGCUCAACUCUCGAGCCAAGAUGGAGGUGCGCAAGAACAACAACGGCCCCACCCCUCCUCCUCUUCCUGUUCCUCCUGCCCCGGCUCCGCCUGUCCACUGCUACCCUCACAGCCAAAGGGCGCCCCCUAUAGGUGCACCCCCACUGAAGCCCCAUGGGACCACCCCGUUAGCGUAUCCGGAGCGGUACCCCGAGGGAGAGUCCCUGGAUAUCGGCUACUAUUCCAUGGUGAAGGCGUACUCAGGGCUGGGCCUGUCGGCGGGGCGUAGCCCGGAGCGGCGUUUCCCCGGCGAGGCCGACCUGCGGAUCAGCUCGGUGGCGUCGGACUGCAGCAGCGAGGGCAGUGUGAGCUGCGGGAGCAGCUCCGACUCCUUCAGCGCCGGCUACAGCGAGCGAGCCUGCAUGAGCUCCCCCGACUCCCUGCUGGAGGACAACCUCAAGUGCCACCACCCACACCCACACCCCUACCCGCCGACCCAACCGUUCGUCCAUGGCUCUCAGACCCGGGGACACAGUUUUGGGUACGAGGCACCAUCGAAUCAUCACUUCAAGCACCCCCUUCCUUACCUGCCCCCGCACGUUCAGCACACACCCAUGACCGUGCGGGCCACCUGCCCUGGAGACUACCCUCCUCUUCCCCAGACCUCUCCCCGGUCCCAGGGCUCCCCAAUGGGCCACGGCCUGGGGUCCACCAGGGUGGAGAGCACCUCAGACUCGCGGCUGUACGACCUCUCCCCGCUCAACCCCAGAACGCCCUUCUCUGGGCAGGAGCACUUGGGCAGCUGGGAGGGGUUCCACCAGCACAAGCACCAGCAGAAGCCCCAGCCAGCACAGCCCUGCCAUGAACAGUUUGCCUUCCAGACACCCCCCGAGAGCCGACAGCAGGCCUGGCGUCUGCCGUGGGGGCACCCCGCCUACCCCCCAGCCUACCCCAACCCCGCCCCUGCCCCCCAGCAGCCGCUCCAGCCCCCCUCCCUCAGCCGCUACCACGACGUGCGCGACAAGGUUUUCAUGAACCUGUGCAACAUCUUCCCCGCCGAACAGGUGCGGCUCGUGAUGGAGAGGAGCCCGCACGUGACCGACGCGCAACAACUGGCGGCCGCCAUCUUGGCAGAGAAGUCACAGCUAGGCUACUGA
Messenger RNA from Conger conger (European conger), 2610 nucleotides. RefSeq names its product probable ribonuclease ZC3H12C. The transcript has 8 exons. The coding region runs from base 1 to 2610 and encodes 869 amino acids. Gene Ontology annotation, molecular function: metal ion binding; mRNA binding; RNA endonuclease activity. The record is from RefSeq and is a predicted model, not a curated record. Lineage: Eukaryota; Metazoa; Chordata; Actinopteri; Anguilliformes; Congridae. Gene Ontology annotation, cellular component: cytoplasmic ribonucleoprotein granule; nucleus.